AUGGCGACACCACAGACUUCCGCCUCGCUGUUCAGCCCCGACGUUCUCUUCGAUAACCCGGUUUUCGCAGGCGGCAUCGGUCUUGCCUCUAUCGGCGCUGCCGCUGCCUUUGCUCGUAGGGGCGCUAUUGUGGCCUUUGGAGCUGCUCGGCGACGACUCCUCGUCAACGUUGAGAUCAGCAAACAAGAUCCCGCCUAUCCCUGGAUCCUUGCUUGGUUAUCUCAGCCGCGUGAGGCCGCUGGUUUCAUCGCCUCCCGCAUCACCCGAAUUCAUAAUUUGUCUGUUACCACGACGACAACACACACAAAAGGCCCUUAUGCUGGAGGUCCUGUCAAUGCCAGCUUUUUCCUCCAGCCCGGAUAUGGGCGACAUGUGGUUAAAUUUGGCAAUGCAUACAUUGCCGUUAGCCGGGAAAAGCAUAGCACCGCCAAUAUGAAUACGGGUGAGCCCCACGAAAUCGUUCAGCUGACAACGCUUUGGGCCUAUCGCCAUACUUUCGAGGGAAUAUUUGCCGAGGCUCAUCGCUUGGCUGCUAAGGCAAACGAAGGGAAAACCGUAGUAUACUCGGCUCGAGGGAUGGAAUGGGCUCCUUUGGGUGAUCCGAGAAAGAAAAGGCCGCUUGGUUCCGUGAUCUUGGACGAUGGGGUCAAGGAAAGCAUUGUUGCGGAUGUCAAAGACUUUCUCUCCCGCCAGGGAUGGUAUGUAGACCGUGGGAUCCCGUACAGGCGAGGUUAUCUCUUAUAUGGGCCGCCAGGAAGUGGGAAGAGUUCAUUCAUACAAGCUUUGGCAGGCGAACUUGACUUUGGUGUGGCCACAAUCAACCUCAGUGAAAUGGGUAUGACCGACGACAAACUGGCGUACUUGCUGACAAAGCUGCCUAAGAGGUGCUUGUUGCUCCUGGAAGAUGCGGAUGCUGCAUUUGUGAACCGUCGGCAGCGUGAUGCUGAUGGGUAUAGUGGUGCAAGCGUCACCUUUUCCGGCCUACUAAAUGCACUAGAUGGUGUUGCGGCCGGCGAAGAGCGGAUAGCCUUUCUCACCACGAAUCACAUCGAGCGACUAGACCCAGCACUGAUCCGACCUGGCCGUGUGGACAUGAUGCUGAGGAUUGGUGAAGCGACUAAAUACCAAGCCGGGCAGAUGUGGGAUCGUUUUUAUGGCGAUGAGGACAACAGUGGUUCUAGGAAAGAGCACUUUCUACGUCGCCUGGAUGAGUUAGGAUUGUUUGGCACGAGCCCCGAUGGCACUCCUUCCAACCGGCGGACGAGUACGGCGGCAAUUCAGGGUCUGUUCUUGUUCAACAAGAGCAAUAUGCAAGGAGCCAUCGACAUGGCUCAAGGGUUGAUCCCCCGAAAAUUUGAAGAUGAUGCAGCUUCUGAUACAGCACACAAAUGA
Metarhizium brunneum ARSEF 3297 is the source of this 1392-nucleotide messenger RNA. RefSeq names its product Mitochondrial chaperone BCS1 (gene BCS1). Gene Ontology annotation, cellular component: mitochondrial inner membrane. Gene Ontology annotation, biological process: protein insertion into mitochondrial inner membrane from matrix; mitochondrial respiratory chain complex III assembly. Gene Ontology annotation, molecular function: ATP hydrolysis activity; ATP binding. The record is from RefSeq and is a predicted model, not a curated record. Lineage: Eukaryota; Fungi; Ascomycota; Sordariomycetes; Hypocreales; Clavicipitaceae.